AUGGGCUCGCCCCUGUCGCCGCUCGCCAUGCUGCCAGCACUCGCCUUCUUCCUAUCGCCCACCUCGUCCACCCGCACCACUCCUUCGCGCAGCUCCGGCUCGAGCUUCUUCGCCCGCGAUAACCCUGGGCCGCCUCCUCCUUCCGCCUCGACGACCGCCCGCCGCGCCUCCGGGCAGCACCAGCAGCACCAGCACGACCACCAGCAGCAACUCGAGCUCGACCGCAGGCCUCGCCACCCCCAGGCGCCUCAUCCACCCGCCGCCGCCCUGGACCUCCACCUUUCGACCAACUGCACGGCCUGCGGCGAGCCCGUCGCCGUCGAGGUGCCGCGCUGGAUCCUGGCGGCCAUGGAGGGGGCUCAGCAGCAGCGGCAGCACUUGUUGAGCGGGCCGGCGUACCGCGAGGACCGGGGUCGGGCGGCGCCCAGCUCGUCGGCGGUCGAGUGGAGAGAGCGGGUCGUCGCAGGAGCGGUCGGGGCAGCGCAGGCAGUCAAGGCGUCCCCUCUCCCCGGCCUCAUCCUCGCCUUCCUCCGAACCCUGUUUGCCUUCCUCCUGUACCUCGACGAGCGCUUCUCGAUUCAUCAACGCGUCGCCGUCGCUCUCGGCAUGUUCCUCGAGGGCCUCGUCGAGAUUGAGCGCGAGGUCGGCGUCAUGAGGGGUGCGGGAGAGGCGCUCUCGAUCGGCUGGGAGGCGACGGUCAAGGGCAUCAUCGCUUUCGCCAAAGCGGGUGCAGCCGAUGCGCCUGCCCAGUACGGCACGUCUGAGCGCACGCGCAAUGAGUCGCACACACCGCGAGCUUCCUCGCCCAUCGGCGUGCGCCCGUACCAGGACAGCAACUUCCCGUCGAGCGACAGCCCGUCGCACCUUCCGAGCUACGAGACGACCGAGGGCGACUUCCGCUACUACGACAGCGUGUCGACGACGCGCAUCCCGUCGCCCGUCUUGGGCCCGUCGCGCGCCCUGCACCGCAACUUUGUCUCGUCGCCCUCGCUCCAGUCGGCCUACCUGUCGAGCCUGUCGCCAAGCGCCUCGCCGCACUUGGCCGCCUCGACGUCGCCGUCGUCCGACGCCUUCCCCAUGACGCCCUCGGACGCGCUCCUGUCGCCGUUCGACCCGGCGUCGCAGGCGCACAGCGGCGUCCGCCCGCGCAUGGUGCGGCAGCGCAGCGCGACCGGGCCUGACCAGGUCACGCCGUCGCACGACGCGACGAUGCAGGUCCCGCCGCCGUCGCCGAGCAGCGGAGCGACGCGAGGCGGGUGGGCGGGCAAGGCGGUGCUCGGACUCGCCGAGAGGAUGAAGGUGCUGUGA
Molecule: messenger RNA, 1308 nt
Organism: Rhodotorula graminis WP1
Lineage: Eukaryota; Fungi; Basidiomycota; Microbotryomycetes; Sporidiobolales; Sporidiobolaceae
Exons: 4
Coding region: 1-1308 (435 amino acids)
Source: RefSeq, a predicted model, not a curated record